AUGAUCCAAGUCUACAACGCACAAACAUCGUUGGAAUCCAUCUCAAAAGAAAUCGACCACAUACAAUAUCAAGCACUGUCAGAUAACGAAGGUGCAAUGCAGAAGUUUUAUUAUGCCAAUAGAUCCACGAUGGCAAUUGCUACAAGCUUAACUAACAAGCAAACAUCGCUGACGUUGUGCGGACUGUCAGGCGAGGGUGGAGGCAUAGGAGCGCUGGACAUCUUGGGUGAGGGUGGAGGCAUAGUAGCAGUAGACAUGUCUGAAGGUAUUUCCUAUUAUAUUAAUCACUACAACUCGAGGGAGGGAGGGACUCAUUCGCGGGAGCGGGCAUAUUCUGUGAGGGCAGGAAAUUUGCCGGAAGACCAAGCUUGGCCCCUGCAAACAGACACUUGGGAGACAGAUCCUUGGGAGCCAACACUCGGCGAUGAUUUGGCAUUCGACGAGGUCGAGUCUCGACCCGUCACAGUGGGCAAGGUACCAGCGAAACAUUAUGUGAACUCGGACGCACCUUUGCAUGAAUGGAUGGGGCUCGGCGUGCAUACCGGAUUCCAUGAAGAAUAUCUUCUAGAAGAGCUACGUCUGGAGUGUCGUGUGAUAUCGACAACGACAUACAAGAACGACUAUAUCGCUGCGAAGAUUGCUAUGGACCGGAUAUUUUGUGCAAGUAUUGUUGUUUAUCAAGGCACGCACAUUAUCCUUUACAUAUUAUUAAGCAAGUCUCUCAUCGCCAGCAACUGUUAUGUUGCGAGUGGUAUCCAGCUACCUUACAUUAUCCUCAAAGUGCCUGCACAAAACGGGUUUUGGAGUUCUUCCUCAUUCUGA
This is a messenger RNA of Suillus fuscotomentosus, 822 nucleotides long. RefSeq lists its product as uncharacterized. The record is from RefSeq and is a predicted model, not a curated record. Lineage: Eukaryota; Fungi; Basidiomycota; Agaricomycetes; Boletales; Suillaceae. Bases 1 to 822 code for a protein of 273 amino acids. The transcript is spliced from 10 exons.